Epinephelus fuscoguttatus (brown-marbled grouper) is the source of this 1454-nucleotide messenger RNA. RefSeq lists its product as uncharacterized. Bases 351 to 1103 code for a protein of 250 amino acids. The transcript is spliced from 5 exons. The record is from RefSeq and is a predicted model, not a curated record. Lineage: Eukaryota; Metazoa; Chordata; Actinopteri; Perciformes; Serranidae.
CUACUCGAGGCUUACUGAGCAUAAACUUACACACAUUUACUUGUGAGAGCACAGCACACUCAUUUCUAUAGUAUUUCUUACAGGGCUCCUCCACUGAAGCAUUUGGUGGUUACAUCACUCACUUAAAAACUCUUAGAUGCUGGCAGGUUUUGAAGGCGCAAAGAGCAUUUCUGCAGUCACGCUCUCCACCGAAACCCGCUUCCAUCACUUGCUGUGCGCUGCCGCCCAUCUGCACCAUUAUCUGCCUGGGAAAGUUGAAGCAUAACAAAACUGCAGCCAGGGUAAACAACAUGUGAACAGCAGUAUACGAGGACAUCAUGUAGAGGCUGCUUUGUGUUUGUGAGCACAGCAUGUGUGUGCUUGUGUGGAAGAGUACCUACAGGUGUCCCCUUGGAAUUAUUCGGUGUCUGGAGGGUUUCUGUUGUCUUGGAUGCAGUUUUACUUCAGUCAGCCAGAGAGGCAGAGAGGACAGGACCGACGCCCGGCAGAGAGAAACACAAUAUCCUCGCUUCAACCUCAGGCGUACCAGUGGACACAUGGCGGGCCUGGCAGCUCUCUGCCUGCUGCUGGUGUUUCCACUGAGCAGCUCCCAGAGCACCCUGCAGUCUGAGCAAAAGAUCAAUGCCCAUCAGGCCCCAGCUGCGCCUCCCUCUCCUCCACACAUACGGGACCUGCUCAGAAAAGAGGAAACCACUCAUUUAAAUGCAAAACGGACGUAUGCCCAUGUAGACAAAGAUAACGCCAAAGUGGGUCUGUUCAUUGCUGCGGCCAUGGGAACCUUCGCCCUGAUGGCUGCAGUGUACUGCAUCUACAACAAGUUCUACACCAAACACCAGUACCUGCAUACCCAGCUUCACGAUGACUCUGAUUCAACCACAGAUAACAUGGACCCUCCCCCUGUGUUUUACCACGCAUCUGCUGGCCCCAGUGCAGUAGAUGUGCGGAGGGCCGGUUACGGCUCAGUCUCAGCCACUCCAUCCAUCAUCUCUGUGCCACCCAGCCUGUCCCCUCCUCCCUCUGCCAUGCCCUUCCCUCCCGUCUUCCUCUCCUCUCAGUCUCUGAGAACUAUAUCAGCCAGGGACCUGGAGAAAAGCUGCAUCUGAUGUUGAAUGCUUAGUCCUCAGUAUGAAAGCAGAAGUAGUAGUUUCUUAAUUGCUCAUUUUGUUUUUCAAUACCGCAACACACAUCCGACUUAGUUGUAAUUUUGCAGGCAAAUGGCUUUGCACAAGCAUUCGGUUUUUUUAACAAUAGGAAACUGCAGAAGACGAGACAGUUAGCAACAGUUGGUUGUGAAAUAUACCGAAGAAUUGUGCUGUGAUGAAGUAACUCAUCCAUCUGCCGCAACUGCCAAAUCUGCCCCAAAUAUGUAUCUAUGUAUCAAUAUCUUUCCUGCACCUUAUCUCACACCAGCCAUCCUCUCAGUAGUUGUCCAGUGUGGUACCGGAAAAAAUAAA